Guillardia theta CCMP2712 is the source of this 1491-nucleotide messenger RNA. RefSeq lists its product as hypothetical. The transcript has a single exon. Bases 1 to 1491 code for a protein of 496 amino acids. Lineage: Eukaryota; Cryptophyceae; Pyrenomonadales; Geminigeraceae. The record is from RefSeq and is a predicted model, not a curated record.
AUGCGGUGCUACGGCCUAAGAGGUCUUCUCUUGCUCGCUAGUGGGGCAUGCGGCUUGUUGGUGUACAGAAAGCUGCGACAUGCAGCAAGACACUUGACGAGCUUGUCUCGAUGGCUCCUUCCUUCCAUGUUUGCUCGACAUAUCCGCGCAUUGGCGGCUGACAACGGGGAGCCUUGCGUGCUUGACGUGUCGCCAUCCAAUGUUGGGUUGUUUCGAAGAGGAGGAGCUGCGAUGAUCGGUAAGGAUCUGAGAGCUUCUGGUCUUCCAGCACAUGUCUGUGACUUCGUGGAAUGUUUGCUUGUUGCGAGAGGAGCUGACCAAGCAUUUAGAACCAAGACUGAGUUGAUCAACUACAAGAAGGUAGAGACCAUGCGGGUGUUGCCCUCCUUUGUUGAAUAUUUCCUUCAGGUCAUACAGCACAUGCAGAAGAACAUGGAGAAACUUGAGGCCGAGCUCAGCGUUCUGGCCGCUAUUGCAUACGCAGCUGAGGAAGACCCAGACGUCCAUCCUCGUCCACGACGUUUUCAAAAGAUUGCUCAGAAGCUCGACGAGUGCCGUGGAAGUCUGCAUGUGCUGCGAGAUGUUCGCACUUGGACGGCAGCCAUCUGUAAGGUCUCAAGAUUUCCAAGUGACGAGCGCAUGUUUGUGGCUGGAGACGCAUUCAUUUCGCGUUUGCCUGCAGCAAUGAGCGAGCAAGGGGGGCUGAACUUUCGCCUGCGCUCUCUAUCGAGGUUUGUGCAGGACAGCAAGGAGGAGUCACUGCAAGUGAUCCAAAGGCUCGGCUGGCCUCCAUCUGCCACCUUCACACAAGAAGGGAAGCACCUAUGUAGAGUCUGCAAGAAAGGGUUCGGCAGAAAGUGGAUCAAGCGAAGCAUCUGCUGGAAGUGCGAGAGUGACAGCAGAGAUCAGGGUCGAUGCCCAUACGAGGACGGAAACUUGUGCUAUGUAUGUCCUCACCUUCGAGCUUGCCUUCUGUGCGAGCGUCUUCCAUGUAUGCAUUGCAGGAUGGUGCACUCGGAGGACAUGGCAGAAGAUGUUUCAUCCUUCGUGCAGGAGUUGAAUCCAGACGUACUGAUCGUAGACUUCGAUCAAACUCUAUGUGAGACAAGAAGCGGCUGUGCCCCAGUAGUUGAUAAGCAUGCCAUGAACAGCGACAUUAGCAAUGCCAUCAAGUGCCGACCAACCAAACGAAAUGUCAUCCUCACAAGGCAAAACUUCAAGAAUGAGCCGACCAUCAAAAGGUACCUCGACCAAAUGGGAAUGAAGAAUGUAGAGAUUCGCUGUAUAGGAGGCAAACGUAACGCAAAAGGAGAGAAGAUGAGCAAGUCGGAUAUGAUGCUCGAUCUUGUACCAUGCGGAUCAGUUCUUUUCAUUGAUGAUGACCUACGAGAGCUGAUGGCAAGGGAGAUAGCUCAAUGUGAUAGAAUUACGCGUUUACUCUUCUUCUCUUCGAGAUGGGAUGUGAAACAUCAUCAUAAUCUUCAAGCCUGA